Darwinula stevensoni is the source of this 1272-nucleotide messenger RNA. NCBI's taxonomy places the organism in Eukaryota, Metazoa, Arthropoda, Ostracoda, Podocopida, Darwinulidae. The record is from the annotation of a GenBank genome assembly.
AUGAGAUGGCUUCGACCAUACACAGGAUGGUGGCUGAGGAGGCCAAAGACUUCCUUCCUCCUCGUACUCGUCCUCAUUCCGGUUCUUUUCGUCUCCGUCGCCUUAUUGGCUGGGGAUGUUGACGCCGGGAUGCAAGGUGCCUUCCCUGGCGUGAAUUUCACCUCGAGACAUCAACCUAAGGACGAGGAGGCCGCCGAGAGGACAACUGCCCGCGCAUAUCAGCGGAUCCCCGAACCGAUUCCUCUGGAUGCUACCAAUGAAAUGAGCUCUAGAGCGCUUCAGAUGAGAAGGAAGUGCUCGGAGUUCGGCCUGGACCAGAAAGGGACCAAGAAGUACCUGAAACCCAACCCCUGGGAGUACUACAUCAACCAGAAGUACCACCUUGUUUGGUGCCCCAUUUUUAAGGCCGGCGCAUCUUCCAUGUUGUACAGUUUUUUGCUGCUGUCCGGUGAAGUGACUGAAGAAGAUAUCGAAGAGACGCUGAAGAAAGACAAGACGAUGCUCCCCUUGGCGAGGAGUCUUUAUCCCAGACCGUCCGUGAAGGAUCUCGCGGCUGCCACCGAGGAGGAUGGAGGUUCCAUCGUCUUCCUCAUCGUCCGGGAUCCCUUUCAGAGGCUAUACUCCGCCUAUCAGGACAAGAUCCUCAACCCUUUUCAGGGGAGUCCCCAUGACAAAAUGGGGAAAAAGAUGAUUCUCGAUUAUCGGAAGCUCUCCACGUCGGAAAGGCAGGCCUUACGAAGCGGGACCUUAGACGCAAAACCUAGUUUUGAGGAAUUUUCCCGUUAUCUCUUGGCGCACACACGCCGAGGAGACAUGGACAUGCAUUGGAUGCCGUACUAUCAAUUUUGUACACCGUGCCAGGUCCAUGUGAACAUGAUCCUGAAAAUAGAGAAUUUGGAACGAGAGCAAAGGUAUCUGUUCGAGAAGAUCGGGGCCUCGGACCUGGUUCGUCCCCGCUGGGAGAACAAAGGGAGGCUCUCCAAGGAGACCAGGGAAGAGGAUGUGGCGGAGGUCUUCUCGAGUCUCCCCGGAGACGUCCUUCAAGGCCUCAUCGAAAUCUACAGGAAGGAUUUCGAGUUAUUCGGGUAUUCGAUUGACAAGUACCGGCGGACGAGAGAUUCCUAGGUCUCGGAAUUUGGGACAGAGUUGGGGAAUUGACAAUUGUCGCUUGGUGCCAUUAUCUCGGACGCAAUUAUUUUCGCUAUUUAUUAUUUUACGUGGAGUUCAUUUGGGACUUGAAACUCGUUCUAUGGUACGAGGUACUUAUAUUUA